Molecule: messenger RNA, 5355 nt
Organism: Paramacrobiotus metropolitanus
Lineage: Eukaryota; Metazoa; Tardigrada; Eutardigrada; Parachela; Macrobiotidae
Product: epidermal growth factor receptor-like
Exons: 18
Coding region: 526-4881 (1451 amino acids)
Biological process (GO): multicellular organism development; protein phosphorylation; positive regulation of cell population proliferation
Cellular component (GO): signaling receptor complex; basal plasma membrane
Molecular function (GO): ATP binding; transmembrane receptor protein tyrosine kinase activity
Source: RefSeq, a predicted model, not a curated record
UUACCAGCCAAGCAAACACCCAGGUAAAUUUGAAGUUACCUUAUGUCCACAAUCAUUAUCUGCAUGCUUCUAGCCUUUUAUAUCGGUUUGGACGACAAUAAUAUUUCUCUUAUCAUCGCCUGCAUCGUUAUCGGCUAAUAUCUAUAUGAGUGGCAUCCCACAGUCCCACUUUGCAUAUCCGUUAUUACUGUGUUGUAGUAUUUAUGAAUUUAUAAGGAAAUAUUUUUACGUUGAUUUUUUAUCGAUACAAGUCUUGGUCAUUUAUAAAUCAUCAACACGUGGGUCUACGUGCCCUUGAUAGGCACUGUACAAUCGGAAGUGCUACAUCAAAUAACUUGCGCUGAUCUCCAGCUACCGUCCUUCUGUUAUAAUUGAGUUACUUGAGCGGUGUUUGACAUGCAACAGAGAAAACUGCCAGCAAUCGUUGUGGAAGUGGUAUUUUUUGUCACUAAUCUUGCACAGUGUGCCCCAUCCGGUUCCGCAGCAUGGUAUUUUGAUGGUGUGUGAAGUGGUCAUCCGAACGGAAUGAUGUUGACGUUUAGAAAUUUCUCUAAUGAGAGAAUAUUUCUGCGCUUUGGUUACUGCAUCUUCUUGUUAUUGGUCCAAGGAGCUAUUGUGACCAGUCAAAGUCACGAUGAGAUCAGUAGCGAUCAAGAAGCACUGGUCACCGUGGAAGAACGAGUUUGUUCUGGUUCCUCAAACGCAUUGUCCUACAAUGAAAAUGUCACCCUUCAUAUGCGAAAGAUGAAGGAGCGCCUUAACAACUGCACAUAUGUCCAAGGAAAUUUGGAAUUAACUAAUAUACCGGAGGGCUACGACUUGGAUUUUUUGAAGCAAAUACGAGAAGUUACUGGCUACUUACUGAUUGCUCACGUUCAGAAAUCUGUCCUUUCGCUCCCUAAUUUGCGCAUAGUUCGCGGUCGAAACUUAUUCGGAGUGAACGAACGAAGCCGCGAUUAUGCUUUGUUUGUGGGUAUCAAUCCGGGAUUACGGGAACUUGGACUUGGUCAACUUAGAGAAAUCACUCAUGGAUCGGCAUAUGUGAAAGAUAACCCGCAGCUGUGCCAUAUGAAUACCGUCCACUGGGAUGACCUGCUGCAGACGAAAAACAGUUUGGCUUUGGCUGUGACGCCCAGCGCAAAGUUGAUUUGUCCUCCUUGUCAUAGUAAAUGCAGUAGUGGCUAUUGCUGGGGAUCCGGAAUUGAACAAUGUCAAAAGUUGACGAAAGAAGUUUGUGCCAUACAAUGCGGCAACAAUCGCUGUCGCGGUCCGAACCCAUCAGACUGUUGCCAUCAGGAAUGUGCUGGAGGCUGCGUUGGUCCGGGCCCCACAGAGUGCACUGCAUGUCGCGAAUUUGAGAACGAUGGACGGUGUGUGGAGAUGUGUCCGCCAUUGAUGAAGUAUGAUCACGAUCACUAUAUCAGCAUUCCCAAUCCGGAUGGCAGGCUAGCCUUUGGGACCCUUUGCGUAAAGGAGUGUCCACAGAAUUUCUUACGAAACGAUCACUAUUGUAUCGCAAAAUGUCCGGAAGGUAGAUACGAGAAGGACGACGGUGGUGUAUGCGUCCCAUGUGACGGACCUUGCCCGAAAAAAUGUCCCGGUUUUACAAAAGAAUCUGCGGCAUUCGGUGGAGCCAAUCUGAUUACCAAUAUUACUCUCCAGCGUUUCCAAAACUGCACCAUCAUUGAAGGAAAUUUGCAAAUUUUGCCGAUGUCGUUUUCCGAAUAUCCAGAAUUCGGGCCCACAGGUCUAAUGCAUUUUCAUCCCGGCGUCGUACCAGCACAACUGGAGCAGUUGUCAACAAUUAGAAAAAUCACCGGAUAUUUGAGAAUCGACGGCAGUCAUGAAAAUAUGACAGAUCUGUCCUUCUUACGCAAUCUGGAAACAAUUGAUGGUCGAGUGUUAGAUGAUCAUUCGGCACUAACAAUCGUCGGAAACAAGUAUCUGCAGUCGUUAGGACUGAAUUCCCUGAAAACGAUUAAAGCCGGGAUGGUAAAGAUUGUGGAAAACAGAAAACUGUGCUAUGCCAGCGAUAUAGCGUGGAGUAAAGUGUUGAGCCCGAGCCAGAGCCCUAUUACCUCUUCCACCGGCGUUCCUUCUAAGCCUUUGAUUCGCAACAAUCGACUACAGAGUGAUUGUGCAAGAGCUGGAGAAAACUGUCAUUCCGAGUGCACCAAUGAUGGAUGCUGGGGACCGCGACGAAACCAGUGUCUCUCUUGUGCCAAUUUUGUGUACAAAUCCUUCUGUCUGAAUGAUUGCUCAGAGUGGAAUAAAUCUAGUUCAGAACAUUUGUACCAUGCUGGAAAUAAGACUUGCGAGCCGUGCCAUUUGCAGUGUCAGGACGGCUGUCUCGGACCGACCGAAGCCAACUGUACAAAAUGUUUGAACGUACGGGAUGGGCCGAAUUGUGUGGCUGUUUGUCCAGUAUCAAAGUAUAGUGAUUUCCAAAAGAUCUGUCAGCCGUGCAGUUAUGUCUGCACAAACGGAUGCACAGGACCUGGUCAAUACGUUGGCGAGGGAGGAUGUAACUCCUGCGAAGUUGGAAUUAUCAGUGAAAACGCCAAGAACGUGAGUCAGUGCCUGCCUGCUAAUGCGGCAUGCCCAGAGCGCCAUUUCCAGACACUUGUUGGUCAUAACGAAAGUAGCGCACUGGCCACGAUGGCCGGCAAGAAAGUCUGCCGACCCUGUCAUUCCUACUGCAAAAAAUGCCGUGACAACACGCAGUACAACUGUGAAGAGUGUACAUACUUCCGAGUUAAUGGGAAAUGCGAGUUAACGUGUCCCAGCGCAACACAUUUCAUUGACUUGCGCACAAACCAAUGCCGGCCCUGCAGUUCAGAUUGUAGUAUCCAUGGAUGCAGCGGACCGUUGUCGACACAGUGUGUGUCCUGCCGAUCGUACCGUGAUUAUUACGAUACGGAUCAUCCGGAUUUGUUUAACUGUACGAACCAGUGUCCGGCGGAAAGGGUGUACAGUACGAAUCAGCCAACGGAUCCUAAGGUCUUGCUUGACCCAUCCGAGAGCAUGUGCACGAAGGAUGAUAUUAUAUCGGCGAAGAAGACGAAGGUUAUUCUCAUUGGCGUUUGUACAUCAUUGGGAGCGCUAAUCGUCCUUGUCGUAAUCGUCGUUUGCUUCCGGCACAAACGAGCGCAGAUAAAGAUGACUACACUCCAAAUUCAAGAGAAAUUUGCCGGUAUCGAAGAAACGGAGCCGUACACUCCAACAGACAAUAAGCCGGAUACGUCUAAAUUGCGGCUGAUAAGUGAACGCGAACUAAGGCGAGGCGGAGAACUCGGACAAGGAGCGUUCGGAUAUGUUUACAAAGGAUUUUGGCUGCCACCUGGCGAAAACUUGAAAAUCCCUGUGGCGAUUAAAGUUCUUAAGGAAGGCGUGGGCGUGGGUGCCGCAAGAGAAAUUCUGGACGAAGCCCAUGUGAUGGCGUCGGUGAGUCACCCGCAUCUGGUGUCGCUGCUAGGAUUAUGCAUGACGUCGCAGAUAAUGCUGAUUACGCAGUUACUUCCGCUGGGAUCUCUGCUAGAUUACGUCAAGAAAAAUCGUAAAAGCAUAAAGUCGCGAACCUUCCUCAAUUGGUGCUCACAGAUCGCUAAGGGAAUGAAAUAUCUGGAAGAACGCCACAUGAUUCAUCGAGAUUUGGCGGCCCGCAACGUUCUGGUGGAACGACCGGAAUGGGUAAAAGUCACUGAUUUUGGGCUGGCCCGAAUCCUGGACUGUCAUCAAGAAUCAAUGAAAGCGAACGGAGGAAGGAUGCCAGUGAAAUGGUUGGCCCCAGAAUGCAUCGACCGUGGAAUCUAUAGCCAUAAAACGGAUGUGUGGGCAUUCGGCAUCACAGUGUGGGAAUUGUUCACCUACGGAGAGAAGCCCUAUGAGCAUAUACCGGUUAAAGAACUAUACAGUUUCCUGGAAAGCGGUGAACGCUUACAGCAGCCGCCGAUCUGCACACUGGAUGUCAUGAUGUUGAUGCUGAAAUGCUGGAGUUUUCCUCCCGAAAGUCGGCCAACUUUCCAAGAGCUGGCUUCGGAAUUCGCCAAAAUGACCCGUGACCCGGGUCGAUAUCUAGUCAUAGUGGGUGAUGAUUAUAUGCGCCUGCCGGAUUACACGCGUGAAGACGAGCAGCGCAUGUUCCGCGACAUGGAAGAUGUUGGUUCGGAACGUUUAGUUUUGGCCGAAGAAUACGUUAACCCACAGACCUACUGUUUCGACACGCAACUUUACCUUGAUGGGACCUUAAAACGCCCUAUGGCUAAUGGCUACCGAAACGGCCAUAUAUCCGAUGGAAGGCAGAGCGCUGCUCGAUUUCCGCAUGUAAGCGCUCCGUUUUUGGAUCGUGGACGUUCAGUUGAACGAAAGGACAGUCCGCCACAUUCACGUUAUGAACAAGAUCCCGUAAUGUUACGGAAACAUGUGGAUAUUCUAAACUUGACGCCAAAGACCACCUCGAUUAUACUUGACUCCGAUGGCCAGUAUCUCAUCCCAAUCCCUGCAGAUGGUGGUGAUCCAAAGUCUGAGACAAUGUACCUGGAUCUCACAGAUCCGCUCAAAGAUAAAGACGCCAGUUUGGCGGAAGAAUACGAGAAGAUGCCGCAGUCCAGCCCGCGGCGUCGUGUGCCUUUAGUGGGCUAUCCUACAAGCGAACUAACCGCACUUAUGGACGGAGAGGGCGCGAUGCAGGUUCACAAUCCCGAAUAUCGAAUGAUGUCAUCCACGGCCAGCAAUGCCAGCACGGACAGUGCUUGCAAUAUUCCGCUGACACAUAGUGAUCCCGAAUCCGAUCAUGACUACUACAAUGACCUCAGUCCGCGGCGGAUGGAGCGGAUGCCACUAAACGGUUCUGUUCCGCGACGGAAUGAAACAACCGUGUAAAAAUGGCAGACAACCAUGUGUGUAUAAAGUCGUCAGGGUAGUAUUUAAAUGGAAAUCUUCACUGUUGUUAUCAUCUGUGAUCUGUAAUCCGGACAGUUUUUUUUGAUAAUUCGAAGUGGAAAAUUUUUGUACUUGGAUAACUUGCGCCGCUUAAUUGGGUAUAUUUUUCUGCGGGGUUUUCUAUUUUUAUAUGAGCUUUUUGUCUGCUAAAAUGGGCGGGCUGCAUGCUUCUGUGUAAAUUAUCUUUUCGAAGGUGUGCUAAGAGUUUCAGAAAAAUUCUUGGCCUUUUUUGGUACGUUUUCGUACCAAAUUUUAUGAAUUCGGUGAUUGUUUUAGUUAGAAUUUUGUACGAUAUACUCAUUUCAUGCUUGUUGACCGCAGUAUUGCUUUGUUUUGCCCUUUGAACAUUUCAAUGGUAUUGACUGUUUUUGUUUGCGAAUGUUAGGUAUUGUGCAGUAAAAAAAUGUUAUGUAA